AUUAACAAUAUGAACAGGGUACGCAUAUAUGAUCAACCUAGUGUAUUUCCAGUAUGCUUCAAUCAAUGGUAAAGAAGAAGACAACUAUGCUGCAUGAUUAAUGAUUUAAAAAAAACGUGGCAUCCCGUCUUUUCUGGCAAAACACUAGUACCCUUCAUUCCACACUGUUCCAUUGUCCUCGUUCACCAUAAAUAAAAAUUCCAAUAAAAAUUUGAAUGGCCUUGUAGACCCCCCCUAUAUAUAGACCCAAAACUCCAGUAGGGACUAAGCGAGACCCACACACCCAAAACUCCCGUCUAUCCCCUCCCCCUCGUCCACUGCUAGAUUUAAAAAGCGCACCACCAUAUCCUCUUGAGAUUUCCAGCCCUCGACAACCCCCUCCCAUCUCUGCAAACCCAUUCCUUCCAAAGAUAAAUCCCUGGCUAGCUCCCCAAUCCUCAGCCAUCCCUCCGCCACGUGUCAUUCCCUCCACCACACACCCAUGCACGUGAAGGAUGUGGUGAAACCCUAGCCUCCCCCCCCCCCCCCCCCCCCCCCCCCCCUCCUCUCUCUCUCUCUCUCUCUCUCUCUCGAUCAAAGAGCCAUGGAGGCAGAGCUAAGGGGCACCCCCACUUCUAUCCCCGUCUCAAACCCUAAUCUCCUCCAAACCCCUCGGGACUCCCUCUCUGGGGCGCUCAGGGGGCGCCUUGGGAGCCUAGAUGGUGCCUGUAUCGAGAAGCUCCUCCUCCACUGCGCCAGCGCCCUAGAAUCCAAUGAUGUAACCCUAGCCCAGCAGGUCAUGUGGGUCCUCAACAACGUGGCCUCCCCUCAUGGAGACCCCAACCAGAGGCUCACCUCCUGGUUCCUCAGGGCCCUCAUAGCCCGCGCCUCCAGCCUCUGCCCGACCGCCAUGCCCUUCGCUGCGACGGGGCUCGCCCGGGCCCGGCCGAUGACCGUGACCGAGCUCGCAGGCUACGUCGACCUCACCCCGUGGCACCGCUUCGGCUUCUCCGCCUCCAACGGCGCCAUCCUCAAGGCGGUGCAGGACAGGCCCAAGGUCCAUGUGCUCGACUUCGGCAUCACCCAUUGCAUGCAGUGGCCUACGCUCAUCGAUGAGCUCGCCAAGAGACCCGAGGGCCCCCCGUCGCUCCGCAUCACCGUGCCGUCCUCCAGGCCGCCGGUCCCUCCUUCCCUCAAUAUCUCGAUUGAGGAGGUCGGCCUGAGGCUGGCCAAUUUUGCCAAGUUCAGAGACAUCCCAUUCGAGUUCCAUGUGAUUAAGGCCAAUUCAGCGAACUCCGGUGACGGGAUGGAUGCCGCCUUGCGCUUUCGCCAGGAAUUGGCAUCGGGCCAAUUGGAUCCUUCAUCCCUGGGGCUCAGGGACGAUGAGACCCUGGUCCUGAAUUGCCAGAGCUGGCUCCGGUACUUGCCAGAGGAGUCAGGGGGCAUUGCCAGGGACCCGUCAUCGAGAGAUGGGUUCUUAGAGUUCAUACGCGGACUCGGUCCUCGGAUUGUGACGGUGACCGAUGAGGACUCCGACUUGGAUUCCCCGAGCCUCACCUCGAGGAUCAUGGCAUGCUUCAACUAUCUAUGGAUACCAUUUGAUGCCCUCGAGACCUUAUUGCCCAAGGACAGCCCCCAGAAGGCGGAGUACGAGGCCGAUGUCGGGCAGAAGAUCGAGAACAUCAUAGGGUUUGAGGGGGGCCGAAGGAUAGAGAGGUCGGAGUCCGGUGUUCGGUUCGUGCAACGAAUGAAGAGAGCAAGAUUUCAAAGCAUUCCGUUCGAUGAGGAGACGGUGAAGGAGGUGAAGCUUCUUUUGGAUGAGCAUGCAAGUGGUUGGGGUAUGAAGAAAGAAGAAGACAUGUUGGUGCUCACAUGGAAAGGCCAUAGCUCAGUUUUCACCACAGCUUGGGUCCCAGAUGGAUUUGAUGAAUAAAAGCCUUGUCUCUUUGGAUGGGAGAGAGAGAGAUCUCGGCAUCCCUUUGUGGUCCAACGCAAGAGCCGUGGCAAAAUGGUGUAGGCUUUGCCUACGGAGGUGGGUGGGUGUGAUAUUUGCCUAGGGUGGUGGGGGGCCACACAGAGAGAGAGAGAGAGAGAGAGAGAGAGAGAGAGAGAGAGAGAGUAAAACGGCUUUGUUUGUUAUUUGUAAAAAGGCCAGCUUUGCAGCAGAGAGAGCAUCUUAGCUUGGCAAAGCCCGUAUGAUCGGUGGCAAUAUUGGAGGAAUGUAUCUAAUGUCUUCAUCCAUGGUGAGGCUGUGCCUCGGUUUAAGUUAAUUUUUUGUUGA
Phoenix dactylifera (date palm) is the source of this 2260-nucleotide messenger RNA. NCBI's taxonomy places the organism in Eukaryota, Viridiplantae, Streptophyta, Magnoliopsida, Arecales, Arecaceae. The record is from RefSeq and is a predicted model, not a curated record.